AUGUCUCUUUGUUUGCAGGAUGGAAUUCAGCCUGGCUCAAAUCUUUUGCAGGGAGUUGAAUUUCUUGUAUCUGGGCCUAUUGAUAAACAAUCUAUCCUUGAUUCUGGGAUCUUAUGUUGUCUGAUUUAUAUUCUCAAUGCCCUUUUGGGUCAUAAUGGAAGAAAUACAAGGCAAAAGGUAACAUCCAUUGAAGAGGAACCAGAAGCCAUGGAUAGCCCAGGUCCAUAUCGACGCCUUGUGGUAGAAGGCAGUGUUGUGCAUAUUAUGAAGGCAUUGGCAAGCCAUCCUGCAACUGCUCAGAGUUUAAUUGAAGACAAGUCACUUCAACUACUCUUUGAGAUGGUUGCCAAUGGAUCUUUAAUUUUAUUUUCAAGAUAUAAGGAAGGUCUUGUACCCUUACACAGUAUUCAACUCCAUAGACAUGCAAUGCAGAUACUUGGUCUUCUUAUGGCUAAUGACAAUGGAAGCACCACCAAGUACAUUAGGAGGCAUCAGUUGAUAAAAGUACUACUAAUUGGUGUGAGGGACUUCAAGCCGGAAAUUGGAGACCCUGCAUAUACAAUGGGAAUUGUGGACUUGUUGCUUGAAUGCAUAGAAUUGUCAUAUAGACCUGAGGCUGGUGAUAUCAGAAUGAGGGAGGAUGUUCGUAAUGCUCAUGGAUACCAAUACCUUGUUCAGUUUUCCAUUAAUUAUGUGGUUAUACUCCAUUUCAUUCCCUCAUUACUUGCUGCUUUUGUUGUUGAAGUUGAUGUUAAAGUUGAAGAACCAGGAAAAGACAAUGUUCACAAUAACACAUUCUGUACUUUGAUGUUCCAGAUGUGA
Lactuca virosa is the source of this 822-nucleotide messenger RNA. The record is from the annotation of a GenBank genome assembly. Lineage: Eukaryota; Viridiplantae; Streptophyta; Magnoliopsida; Asterales; Asteraceae.